AUGCAAAUUGCAGCAGGUGGAGUAACUCCCGAUGGCAUUUCCUAUACAUACAAUGCCAAUGAUUGUAGUGUAGGUGAUCUCGAUGGGGAUGGAGAAUAUGAGAUCGUACUCAAAUGGAAUCCGUCAAAUUCUCAUGAUAAUGCACAUACUGGAUAUACAGGUAAUAUUUAUUUGGAUGCCUACAAAUUGAAUGGUACACAUUUAUGGAGAAUUGAUUUUGGAAAAAAUAUCCGUGCUGGUACACAUUAUACCCAGUUCAUAGUCUAUGAUCUAGAUGGACAUGGAAAAGCUGAAGUAGCGUGCAACAUUGCUGAUGGAACCAGAGAUGGUACGAAUGUUGUAAUUGGCAAUCCAAAUACAGACUAUAGGAACUCUCAAGGUUAUAUUCUCACUGGUCCUGAAUUUUUAACUGUAUUUAAUGGACGAUCGAGUAAAGCAAUGGCGACAGUUAAUUUUGUACCUGAUCGUGGUACUGUAGCUUCAUGGGGUGAUAAUUAUGCACAUCGUAUUGAUCGCUUCAUUGCAGCUGUUGCCUAUGUGGAUGGUAGAAAACCAAGUUUAAUUAUGGGACGAGGAUAUUACACUCGAUUAGUGCAAACAGCUUGGGACUGGAGAAAUGAAAACCUGACGCGUCGCUGGACAUUUGAUAGUUUAUCAUCAACACCCGGAAAUAGCAAAUAUUUCGGUCAAGGAAAUCAUCAAAUGUCAAUUGCGGAUGUAGAUGGAGAUGGAAAAGAUGAAAUUUGCAAUGGUGCAAGUGCUAUAUAUGAUAAUGGCAGGGGAUUAUAUACCAAUGGUAAGGGACAUGGUGAUGCUCUCCACAUGACAGAUAUAGAUUCUGAUAGGCCAGGACAAGAAGUCUGGCAAUGUUACGAGGAUGUAACAUCUUAUGAACAAAAUGGCUUAGCCUUACAUGAUGGUAAAACUGGUGGGUUUCUUUGUGACAUUCCAACAACUGGUGAUAUAGGCAGGGCUAUGGCCGCCGACAUAGAUCCUCGUCAUAAGGGUCUAGAAGUAUGGGGAGCAUCCGGUGGAUUACAUAAUUGUAAAGGUAUUGAAAUUGCACCAAAUCCAUCUUCUAUGAAUUUCGGUAUAUGGUGGGAUGGUGAUCUAUCAAGGGAACUUUUGGACGGAACAAAAUUAGAUAAGUGGGAUUAUUCUCGAAAUGCAUCGACUCGAUUAUUUACUUUCUAUCAACAUGCCGGUGCUACUGACAGCAACGGAAGUAAAGCAAAUCCUGGAUUGGUAGCAGAUCUGCUCGGUGAUUGGCGCGAAUAA
Rotaria sp. Silwood2 is the source of this 1278-nucleotide messenger RNA. NCBI's taxonomy places the organism in Eukaryota, Metazoa, Rotifera, Eurotatoria, Philodinida, Philodinidae. The record is from the annotation of a GenBank genome assembly.